This is a messenger RNA of Dreissena polymorpha, 2694 nucleotides long. Its product is annotated as serine/threonine-protein kinase VRK1-like. The transcript is spliced from 13 exons. The record is from RefSeq and is a predicted model, not a curated record. Gene Ontology annotation, molecular function: protein serine/threonine kinase activity; ATP binding. Gene Ontology annotation, biological process: signal transduction; peptidyl-serine phosphorylation. NCBI's taxonomy places the organism in Eukaryota, Metazoa, Mollusca, Bivalvia, Myida, Dreissenidae. Bases 177 to 1769 code for a protein of 530 amino acids. Gene Ontology annotation, cellular component: nucleus; cytoplasm.
CGGUUUACACAAACGAAAGCAUUUAUAUUAAACGGUAAUUUCAUUUACUUACAAAAAACAUUUGAUUUUCAAAACAGUGAACAGAAAUCGACAGUUAUAGAAAUGAGUGAAAGUCCAAUCUAGUUUCAGGGGUCCGCUGUUCAAAGUUAGUCCAAACUACACCAUCCGUGACCAACAUGCCACGUGCAAAGGCUGGGACAGCUCCAGCCAAGAAGCCCAGAGUUUCAAAGAACAGUGGCCAUGUACUAGCUGAGAAGUUUCCAAAUGGUGAAAUGCUGCGAGACUUGUGUAAGAAGAACUGGCGGCUGGGAGAUGUUAUAGGGCAAGGUGGAUUUGGACUGAUUUACCUUGCCUCUGACCAAGAAACUUCCAAAGUGGGACCAGAUGCCAACUAUGUUGUCAAGAUAGAACCCAUCAGCAAUGGACCAUUAUUUUGUGAAAUGCAUUUCUAUCAACGAGUUGCCAAACCUGAAAUCAUUGAUAAAUGGAUACAGUCUCAGAAGCUCAAGUACCUUGGCAUUCCAAAAUACAUCGCCAGUGGUCAGCAUGUGUUCAAGGGCACCACCUAUCGUUUCAUGGUCAUGCAGAGAUUCGGUACAGACCUGCAGUUGAUCUUUGAAGGCGCUGGCAAACAGUUCUCGAAGCAAACAGUGUUUGCAUUGGCACUACGACUGAUAGACGCUCUUGAAUAUCUCCAUGACAACCACUAUGUACAUGCAGAUGUGAAGGCAGCCAAUUGCUUGCUGGGAUAUAAAAAUGGGAAAGUGGAGGCUGACGUUGUUUUCUUGGUGGACUAUGGACUAGCUUUCAAGUACGCCCCAGACGGUGAUCACAAGCCUUACAAAGAGGAGCCUAAGAAGGCCCAUGAUGGCACAAUAGAGUUCACAUCUAGAGACGCACACAAAGGUGUAGACCCCUCUCGAAGGGCAGACAUGGAGAUACUGGGGUACUGUCUGCUGCAGUGGCUCUGUGGGCGCCUGCCAUGGGAGGACAAACUGGCAGACAAAAACUAUGUGGCCGACUCUAAACACAAAUACAUGAAUGAUAUAUCUUCCUUGAUGAAGAAGUGCUUCCCAAACGGAAAUGCGCCAGCUGAGAUUUCCUCAUACCUGACAAUGGUAUCCAAACUGGAUUAUGAAAAGAAGCCCGACUAUUCGGAAAUGCGGAAAAUAUUCACACAAGGCUUGGCAGACCUCCACAUCAAGGACACCUGGAAGCUUGCUCUCCCGAUUGCUGGAGCCAAGCCUAGCACCCCUAUGGUCUCACCAAAGAAAGCAGUGAAAAGAAAGAUUCAGGACACAGACACAGAUGGAAAACAAAAGAAAGCAGAGACAGCAUUAGCAUCACCAAGGACCAAUACCCCCAACAACUCGAAGGCAAAGCCUCCUAGACAGACAGCUAAAACAACACCCGCAAAACCAGGUGCUAAACAAGCACCAAAACAGAAACCAGUUACACCAAGCUCUGCAGCCAAAAAGAAAUCACCAGUGAAAAAGGUUACAAAGUCCCCUACAGCUGCAGCGGCUUUGGCAAGAAAAGUUGGGGCCAAGACAAUCGCUGGUACUUUGAAAUCCCCUGCACUGUCAAGGCUUGCCUCGCCCAAGGGUUCAGUAUCUCCAGGGAUCAACAAUGGACCUAAAGCAAAACUAGUAAAAUCUCCUGCAGCAACACCACCAGCUGCUAAGAAGAGGAAAGUUGUGCGUAAGAAGAAUGUGAUGGUGACAGAGAUGGCUGUGCAGACAUCGCCAGGAUUGAAGAAAAACAGUUGACUGGACUUAUUGUGUACUACUGGCUAAUUUAAGUGUUUUAAAUAUGAACAUUUUUAGCUCAUCUAUUUUUUGAAAAAAAAUUAUGAGCUAUUGUCAUCACCUUGGCGUCGGGGUUGGCGUCGGCUUCCGGUUAAGUUUUGCGUUUAGGUCCACUUUUCUCAGAAAGUAUCAAUGCUAUUGCAUUCAAACUUGGUACACUUACUUACUAUCAUGAGGGGACUGGGCAGGCAAAGUUAGAUAACUCUGGCGUGCAUUUUGACAGAAUUAUGUGACCUUUUUAUACUUAGAAAAUUGAAAAUUUUGUGUUUAGGUCCAUUUUAAUCCUUAAGUAUCAAAGCUAUUGCUUUCAUACUUGCAACACUUACUAACUAUCAUAAGGGGACUGUGCAGGCAAAGUUAUGUAACUCUGACGGGCAUUUGGACGGAAUUAUGGGUCCUUUAUACUUAGAAAAUUGAAAAUUUGGUUAAGUUUUGUGUUUUGGUCCACUUUACCCCUAAAGUAUCAUAGAUAUUGCUUUCAUACUUGGAACACUCGCAAACUAUCAUAAGGGUACAAUAAAAGGACAAGUUGCAUAACUCUGGUUGUCAUUUUUACUGAAUUAUGGCCCUUUUUUGACUUAGUAACUUUGAAUAUAUGGUUAAAUUUUGUGUUUCGAUCCACUUUACUUCUAAAGUAUCAAGGCUAUUGCUUUCAAACUUCAAAUACUUUUAUGCUAUCAUGAGGUUACUGUACCUGUCAAGUUGAAUUUUACCUUGACCUUUGAAUGACCUUGACUCUCAAGGUCAAAUUAUUAAAUUUUGCUAAAAUUGCCAUAACUUCUUUAUUUAUGAUUAGAUUUGAUUGAUACUUUGACAAAACUACUCUUACCUGACAUACCACAAUAGACUCCACCCAAACCAUCCCCUGUGUCCCCCUCCCCUCCCC